AUGUCGAUGCAAAAUGGAAAGCCGUCAAAUAAAAAACGAAAGUCAGCGGAAAUUACACUUAGCUCAAAAGAUCCAUCCAAUAAAAGAAAAAAUGAAAACGCAGUAGGUGUCGCACAAUCGAAUGCAAAGAAUGCUAAUUCAAAUUCGCAAGAAAUUGAUUUACCAAGAGGUGGCGCUUCUUCGCGUCCAUUCACGUUCAAGAAAGAAAAAGUCAACGACGACGAACUUUUCGAGAACGAUUUUAAAGAAUCAGCAAAGAUUCCUGUUAAGAGUAAAAGUAAGACUUCUAAGAAAAAAUCCGAUGGCUUCAAAAAUUCAAGCAUAGAGGAUCCGGAAAACUCUCAUAAGAAUAAAAAUGAAAGAUUUGUAGAAAAUUUAAACUUUCAUCAUCUUACCGUCGGUGCAUUCAUAUUUGGACAAAUUAUAAAGAUAAAUUCUUUGGAUAUUAUCGUGUCACUUCCAAAUCAGAUGAAAGGAAUUGUUAAAGUAACCCAUCUCUCGGACCAGAUAUCCCAAAGGAUUUCAGAGAUCGCGAGUUUAGGGGAAGACGAUAAUGAAAAUUCUCUACUUAAUUUGUCAAGAUUAUUUAACGUCGGUCAGUGGGUUCGUUGUAUGGUUACUGGACUUAUACGGCGUGACGAUGCAUCGAAUGGUGCUUUAAAACAUAAUCAACAUAAUAUUAUUGAGCUAAGUUUAAUGCCGAAGGACGUUAAUCGCGAUAUAGGACCUGCUGAUAUAUCCAAAGGCUUUAUCGUUGCAGCAUCUGUUGAAAGUGUGGAGGAUCAUGGCUAUAUUCUUUCUAUUGGAAUGAAUG
This is a messenger RNA of Acaulospora morrowiae, 814 nucleotides long. The record is from the annotation of a GenBank genome assembly. Lineage: Eukaryota; Fungi; Glomeromycota; Glomeromycetes; Diversisporales; Acaulosporaceae.